Messenger RNA from Lichtheimia ornata, 1188 nucleotides. RefSeq lists its product as uncharacterized. Gene Ontology annotation, cellular component: fungal-type cell wall; plasma membrane. Gene Ontology annotation, biological process: fungal-type cell wall organization. The coding region runs from base 1 to 1188 and encodes 395 amino acids. The transcript has 3 exons. NCBI's taxonomy places the organism in Eukaryota, Fungi, Mucoromycota, Mucoromycetes, Mucorales, Lichtheimiaceae. The record is from RefSeq and is a predicted model, not a curated record.
AUGAAGAAGUCCUCCCUUUAUGUCUUCGCUGCUGGAUUAGCUUGUUGUGUAGCGCUGAUGCCUACACCAGCAUUGGGUGACGAUUGCUCUGGUGAUCUUAAGGUGGAUUCCCAAGCUGAAUUGGCUAAGGUGCAAUCAUGCAAAUCUUAUGCAGGAACCAUUACCAUCGAUUCGACAACAACGCCAACAUUGAACCUUGCUGGUGUAUCCACCGUGGAGGGUGAUAUCGUUAUAGCCGACAAUAGUCAAUUGACACAAAUCGUAUUCCCCGAUCUCGAGAGAAUCACUGGAACGAUGAGACUAGAAAAUAAUACGCUGCUAUCCAAAGUUGAAUGGCCAUCACUUAACACGCUUGAUGCAUUGAAUGUCACUGUGCAACCAUCCUUGUCGUCCAUCUCCUUUCCAGCAGGUCUUUCCAACGCGAACAAGAUAUCAAUUGCUGAUACAAUGGUGGCAUCCAUUGAUGGCAUUGUGCUUUCACAUAUUGAUACGUUGGCUGUGGAUAACAAUGCACGCCUUAAAAAGCUGGAUUUAGGCAACCUGUCAGAUGUCAGCUCUACAAUUUGUGUCUCUGCCAAUUCACCGCAAUUGAAUUUGGAUCUCUCACAUCUUCAAAGCGUAAAACAAGGGUCCUUUGUUGAUCUUGCCAACAUCACUUUACCCAACUUGGAGAAGGUCAAAGGGGACCUAUCAUUCACCGAUAACCAUUUCAGCUCGCUCAAAUUACCCAACAUGACCGAUGUCAGUGGCACCCUUACAGUUGCUGGGAACAAUAAGCUUGAAAAACUCUCGGUACCAGAAUUACAGCGUCUUGGAGGAGCAUUAUUGAUUGCCAACAAUACACGACUCGAUGCUGUGGAAGCAUUUCCCAAGCUAGAGCAGGUGGAUGGUUCGGUGGAUUUGACAGGCACCUUCCGAUUAGUUGAUCUGCCCAAGCUACAAAAUGUUAAGGGUGGAUUGAAUGUCCAAACAACCAAUGAUCAAUUCUCUUGUGAUAGCGUAAAUGACCUCAAAGGAGAUGUGAUCAAAGGGCAUGAGUUUGUAUGUAAAUCGGAUGUUGACAAUCCCGAGUCAAGAAUCGAUAACCAUGGUCAAUCCAAUAAUGGGUCCAUGCCUCAUCCACAUAGUAUUCCCCUGGGCAUGUUGCUCUUUGCAUUGAUCACAUUCCUCUCCUCCUCCUCCUUAUAA